Messenger RNA from Tripterygium wilfordii, 1678 nucleotides. Its product is annotated as signal recognition particle 43 kDa protein, chloroplastic. The transcript has a single exon. Gene Ontology annotation, molecular function: protein binding. Lineage: Eukaryota; Viridiplantae; Streptophyta; Magnoliopsida; Celastrales; Celastraceae. The coding region runs from base 493 to 1635 and encodes 380 amino acids. The record is from RefSeq and is a predicted model, not a curated record.
UUGGAUUCAAAAUCUUGUAUAUUGAAGAUUGAACAAAAGCCCCAGAGUUACACAUACUUGCACAAAAUCACAACUAUUUGCUCACAAGUCACAAAGUUAUACUCAACAUGUGAAACAAAUAACAAGAGCACAAGUAGUAAUCACGGAAACCUUCCAAGAAGGAAAAAUAAAUCACAAUCUUCAUGGGCCAUCUGGGCCUCAUUUUUUUUUUUUAUUGGGUCUGUACUGCAGUUUAUGCCUUCAUGUGCGAUGAUUCCAGUAUUGGAGCCCAUGCCAUGGUAAUGGCGUAAUGCAAUAGACCCACCACCGUUGGCUUCAAAAAUUCUUAGCCACACAGACUUCCACGCAUUUCAUUCCUAAGAGCCAAGAAAAACAAAACACAAUCGCCAAAUGGAUGCGAUUACUUAUCCACAACCACUCUCCUUCACCCUCCACUCUACUAACCCAGUAAGCAAUCAGUGAAGGAUUCUCUCCCGUGAGACUUCAGUGAACAUGGACUCUCUCCUGAUGCACCAGUCUCUCUCGCGCCUCAAACUCUCCCCGAAACAGGUUCAAGCCCCGCAAUUCACCUCUGCACCCUCUCACUACCGCAUCAGACCCACCCACUGCAAGCCACAGUUUACUCUCUUCGCCAUCCAAGACCAGGAGCAACAGCAGUCCCAAUUGACACAACAAACAAAGACUCAAGAGGGCGUCGACGAGUCGUAUGGAGAAGUCAGCAAAAUCAUCGGUAGCAGAGCAGUUCAAGAUGGGUCGGGUAUGGCGUACUUGAUCGAGUGGAAAGACGGUCAUACCCCCUCGUGGGUUCCACAGAGUUACAUCGCGAAAGACGUGGUGGCGGAAUACGAGACUCCCUGGUGGAUGGCCGCCAAGAAAGCCGACGAUCAGGCUCUCGCCAAUAUUCUCUCCGCCGAUGACGACCGCGACGUGGAUGCCGUAGAUCCCGAAGGCCGAACUGCUCUUUUAUUCGUCUCCGGCCUCGGGUCCGAGAAGUGCGUUCGAGUAUUAGCCGAGGCCGGUGCGGAUUUGAACCAUCGAGACAAUAGCGGCGGAUUGACGGCGCUCCACAUGGCUGCUGGGUAUGUGAAGCCGGGUGUGGUAAAGUUGUUGUUGGAGCUCGGGGCGGAUCCGGAGAUUGAAGAAGAUAGAGGAUUGACGCCGUUGGAUUUGGCGAAGGAGGUUUUGAAAGUGAUCCCAAAAGGGAACCCAAUGCAAUUUGCGAGAAGAUUGGGGUUGGAGAGUGUAAUUAGGAGUUUUGAGGAGGAAUUGUUCGAGUACGCGGAGGUGCAGGAGAUAGUGGAUAAGAGAGGGAAGGGUGAUCAAUUGGAGUAUUUGGUCAAAUGGAAGGACGGUGGGGAUCAUGAGUGGGUCAAACCGUGGUUUAUCGGGGAAGAUCUGGUGCGGGACUUUGAGGCCGGGCUCGAGUACGCCGUGGCUGAAGGGGUGGUGGGGAAGAGAGUUGUGGGUGAUGAUGGGAAGAGAGAGUUUCUUGUGAAAUGGACGGAUUUGGAUGAGCCCACGUGGGAGCCGGAGGAGAAUGUUGAUCCCGAUUUGAUCAAGGCCUUUGAGGAGGCCCAGGCCCAGAGUAAUGGGCUGGCUAAUGUUGUUUCCGAUUUGCUUGAACAUGACAAAUAGCUAAGCAUGAUUUUGAUAUGGCUAAAUAUAAUUUUUAGUCCCU